ACCAAGUCUGGUGUACAUUGUUUCUCUCUAUGCUUGAUCAAUAUCGGCCUCACUGUGUAAACAAACACCAACCCCAGAGACCACCACUGCAACGACCAUCCGUACCUCUAUACAUCGUCACUCAGUAUCGUCUGUGUACGAGGAUUCACCUUAGGUCAUUGUCCUCACAUCGUCCAAGCAAACAAAAUGGCAACAGCAGUCAAAGCCUCCGUCCUCCACGGUGCCCGCAAUCUCCGCGUGGAAUCCCGCCCCCUUCCCACCCUCUCGCCAACCGACGUCCUAAUCUCCAUCAAGUCCACCGGCCUCUGCGGCUCCGACCUGCACUACUACACGCACUUCCGCAACGGGGACAUCCAAGUCCACGAGCCUUUAACCCUCGGUCACGAGUCCUCGGGCAUCAUCACGGCCAUCGGCAGCCCCUCCGUCUCCUCCGAUUAUGGCCUGAAUGUAGGCGACCGCGUCGCGCUGGAGGUGGGACAGCCGUGCGAGGCUUGUGAACUUUGUUGCCCCCCAGAUGAUGCCGGUCCUCCUGGAAACUAUUCGGGGGAAAAAGGGGGGGAAAGCGGCGGGAAGGGUGGAGAGAGUACUACUACCUCUAGAUACAACAUCUGCCGCGCCAUGCGCUUCCGCUCUUCAGCCAAGGGAUGGCCGCAAUUUCCCCACGCUCAGGGAACCCUGCAGGAGGUUGUUGCCCAUCCGGCAAAGUGGUGCCACAAGUUGCCGGAGAGUGUGGAUUACACGCUGGGAGCGCUGGCGGAGCCGUUGGCUGUUGCUAUGCAUGCGGCUGGGAGGGCUGGAAUUCCCUCUCCAUCCAUGUCUUCGUCUCGGGGGGCGGCCAGGGUAAAAAUUCUGGUAUUCGGUGCCGGUGCCGUCGGGCUGCUCUGUGCUGCAGUUUGCAAGUCCAUCACCAAGGGGGAUGCGAUAGUGAUGAUUGCGGAUAUCCAAGCUGAUAGGGUGAAGUUUGCGGUGGAGAAUGGGUUCGCUGAUGCGGCGGUUGUAGUGCCGCUUCCUGACAAGCGGCCGGAGACGAUAGAGGAGAAGCUGGAGUAUGCGAAGAGUGUGGCCGAAAGGGUUAAGGGGGCUGAGCUGUUGAAGGGACUGGGAGGACAGGUGGGUGAGGUUAAUGUUACUUUUGAGUGUACGGGGGUGGAGAGUUGUUUGCAGAGUUCGAUAUAUGUGACGGCGCCGGGUGGUAAGAUCAUGAUCAUUGGCAUGGGUAAUCCCAUCCAGACGCUACCCAUCUCUGCCGCUUCACUGAAGGAGGUUGACCUCCUUGGCGUGUUUCGGUACGCAAAUGCCUAUCCAAAGGUGAUUGAGCUGUUGGCUAGUGGGGAUCCGCAUCUCCCUGACCUUUCUAAGCUGGUGACGCAGCGGUAUAGUGGUUUGGAAAGUAUUCCCAUGGCAUUCGACAUGGCGGCUAGGGUGAAGGACAAUGAGGGGAAGUUGGUGUUGAAGGUUAUGGUUGAUAUGUAGAAUGUCGAUGCAGUUGAAAUGCUGUAGGAAAGGAGAAAUAUGGUUAGAUGAAAAGC
Molecule: messenger RNA, 1529 nt
Organism: Neurospora tetrasperma FGSC 2508
Lineage: Eukaryota; Fungi; Ascomycota; Sordariomycetes; Sordariales; Sordariaceae
Exons: 3
Coding region: 187-1473 (428 amino acids)
Biological process (GO): D-sorbitol catabolic process
Molecular function (GO): L-iditol 2-dehydrogenase (NAD+) activity; zinc ion binding
Source: RefSeq, a predicted model, not a curated record